AUGCCUGCAACAAAGCGCCAAAGACCGCCAGCGAGGGCAUCUUCAGUAGCAAGCAAAAGAAGUUCAUCUCGUUCCGUCUCUCAACCAGCAAAGCCGCAAGAUGCGACGCCACCAAGCAGCGAUUCCGACUUUGAGGCUGAAGGCGACAUGGAAGAAAGCGCCCCUGAGAAUGGCACCAAAAAGCGAAAAAUAGCUUCUGCCUCACGCUCAGUCAAAUUCGAUGGCAUUCUCUCAAAGAGACUCUUUGGCCAAGAAGCCAGAAAAGCGGCAAAGGAGGAGACAUGCUUCCCAUCUUUACGCCAGCAUUCCGUCUUAUACCACAGGCCCCUCCUCUUGGAUGAACAAGUUGGAUCUCAAGGUCGCAAGGCUUUGCUCUCGUGGUUCGACUCAGUCAGCCAAUCGCGGUCCAUGCCGUGGCGGAAAGAUUGGGUAGACCCCAAGACGAUAUCAGACCCAACUGAGCUCCGAAAGACACUCGAAAAGCGGGCCUAUGAGGUAUGGAUCAGCGAAAUCAUGCUGCAGCAGACUCGCGUGGCCGUUGUCAUCGAUUACUGGAGUCGCUGGAUGGACAAGUGGCCAACGAUCCACGACCUGGCGGCGGCCAAGUCGGAAGAUGUGCUUGCUGCGUGGAGCGGACUCGGGUAUUACAGCCGUGCGACGAGGAUUCAUGAAGCGGCGAAGCUGGCAGUUGGUGAUUCUGACAUGAAAGGCCUUUUGCCGUCUUCAGCAAAGGAUCUUGAAGCAAAGAUGCCCGGCGUCGGACGAUAUACUGCCGGCGCCAUUUCAUGCAUCGUUUUCGGUCGCGCAGAGCCAAUGGUCGACGGCAACGUGCUGCGAGUAUUGAGCAGACAGCUGGGCAUUCACGGCAACAUCAAGACGGGCAAAGCCGUCAUUGACGCCAUUUGGGCUGCGGCAGAUGCCAUCGUCAAAGCCACGGCCGAACUAGACAGUGACGAUGGCAAGACAAGCUCAGAGCCCAACGACAGACCGGGACGAUGGGGCCAGGCGCUGAUGGAGCUGGGCAGCACAAUCUGCACUCCAAACCCGAACUGCUCUCAGUGUCCUAUUACGUCAACUUGUCGCGUCUAUAAAGAAGGGGAGCUCAAGGCCACCAAGGCAAAGGAGAAGUCCCCGAGGAUGGUCGACAUUGAAGAUUUAUGCAUCCUAUGUGAAGAGUUUGACGACAACGAGGGCGACAGCGACGAGGACUCGACUCAAGACAAGAAACGCGGCAACGUCAAGAAGACGGAAGCAAAGCAAAGCAAGCAGCCUACACUGGCGGCAUUUGCGUUUACGAGGAAAACUGUCAGCAGCUCAUCAUCCCCUUCACCAUCUCCGUCAACGACAACCUCGGCCGCUUCCAAGGCAAGCAUGGAUACAAUCACCAGCUACGCCCGCCGAUUCCCCGUCAAGGCCGUCAAGAAGGCCGUCCGCGAAGAAGAAACGCUCGUCUGCGCCAUCCGCCGAAGCGACGGUCAGUUUCUCAUCCACCGCCGACCCCUUAAGGGCCUUCUUGCGGGGCUAUGGGAGUUUCCCAGCAAAUUGCUCGAGCCGUCGACGAAGCCGGAUAAGAAGAAGCGCGAGCGAAUGGCCCUUGAUUACGUGUCGGACUUGUUGAAUGGUGGAAAGGGUAGUAAAAAGACAAAGCCAACGAUAUCGUGCGAGGGCGAGUUGGGGAGUGUGCCGUGGCUUUUUUCGCACAUCAAGUUGACAAUGCAUGUUUACCUGUUUGAGGUGGGAGAUGAUGCCGUGGUGGCAGAAGAUGAAGAGCAGCCGAGACGGUGGGUGGCUGGUGUUGACGUCGACGGUGAAUCGAUGGGAACGGGAAUGAAGAAAUGCUGGGAGAUGGUGAAGGAAUCAGUGGGGGGGCUAUAG
Messenger RNA from Trichoderma virens Gv29-8, 1875 nucleotides. RefSeq lists its product as uncharacterized. The transcript has a single exon. Gene Ontology annotation, biological process: base-excision repair; mismatch repair. The record is from RefSeq and is a predicted model, not a curated record. Gene Ontology annotation, molecular function: 8-oxo-7,8-dihydroguanine DNA N-glycosylase activity; adenine/guanine mispair binding; 4 iron, 4 sulfur cluster binding. Lineage: Eukaryota; Fungi; Ascomycota; Sordariomycetes; Hypocreales; Hypocreaceae. The coding region runs from base 1 to 1875 and encodes 624 amino acids. Gene Ontology annotation, cellular component: nucleus.